Molecule: messenger RNA, 4928 nt
Organism: Drosophila melanogaster (fruit fly)
Lineage: Eukaryota; Metazoa; Arthropoda; Insecta; Diptera; Drosophilidae
Exons: 2
Coding region: 213-1937 (574 amino acids)
Biological process (GO): G protein-coupled receptor signaling pathway
Cellular component (GO): membrane
Molecular function (GO): G protein-coupled receptor activity
Source: RefSeq, marked reviewed
CCAGUCAGUUGCAGUUGGUCGAUCGGAGCGAGCGGACGUUUUAGCGCGAGAAUCGAGAAGAAGAAUUCAUGAUCUAGGGCCUGCGAGGACUGAAGAAUUUACGAACCUGAACAAUCGCGAUCGCGAGUGCGUGGUUAGUGUGCGUUUGCAAGAGAUGUGCCGCGUUUGAUUAUAUUGUCAGAGGUCCAGGGCAUCGAAGGUCACCACAUCCAAUGGCCGGUAGACGCCACCUGCUGCUGAUCCUGCUGCUGAUCAUGCAGUUGAUCGCCACCACGCCGGCGUCGCGCAGCCUCAGCGUUAAUGGCAACAACAUUUGGCGGCGGGUGCGCCUGGUGACCAGCCAGGAAUCGGAUCGCAACGCCUACCAGGUGCUUAAGCCGAGUAGCCGUAAUGCCACCAGCACCACCACUACUACCAGCACGACUACAAGUACUACAAGUAGCACCACUAGUACCACUACUCCGGCAGCUCCUCAGACCCAGCGAUCUGCCAAACAAUUGGAUCUCAAUUUUCCGGGUGGCAAUGUCUCCAGUGCUGCCCGUCUCGAAAUGUCGACGGAAUUCUUUGUGGUACCCACACUAUCGGCCAGCAGUUCUAGCAGCACCACGUCCACCACCACACCAGCCACGCCCCGUCGGAGUUCAGGGGCGAAGGCGCGAGCAGCCGGCACCACUGGACGGGUGACUCCCGGGAGCAGCUCCAACAGCACACCGCCCAGUAUAGUGUCCACCCACUUGCCCUUCGCGGGACUACGCAAGGAGCCGUGGGUGGUGCCGGUGCUAGUCCUGGCCACCCUCACCAUGCUCAUGAUGGCAGCGUUCGAGAUCUUUGUGCUCUUCAAGGCCUGGCGGACGUCCCCGUCGCGUAGGCACCUCUUUCUGGGCCAGAUGCUGCUUCUCGGUCUGUUCGCCUGCGCUAGUUUGGGGGCCAUCAUCACCGCACAGCCCUCGUUGAUCAGUUGCGGGGCCAUCCGCUUCGGAGUGGGCGUGGCCUACGCCCUGGUCUUUGCCGCCCUGCUGGUCAAAUGCGUAUUUCUGAUUAGUCUAAAUGGAGGGGUGUAUCUGCCGGCUCCAUACCAGGGAUUGCUGCUCCUCUUUGCGCUGCUCAUCCAGGUAGCGAUCGGAGGGCAGUGGCUGCUCACCCAACCACCGGAGGUAUACACCACCAGUGUGCCUGUGAUGGGCAGUGGCUUCCUUAGCACCACGGUGGCCUCACAGACCAACUACUCGGCACUGUUUUACCCCACGUCCUACACAACGCUGGACGGGACUCCGGAGAUCUACACCCGGAUAGCGGCGGUUAGCACCGUACUAAUACCGCUCUGCAAGACGCAGUUCUCGGAGCUGCUCUUCUCGCUGAUCUACAUUGUCUUUCUGAUCGUCUUCAUCGCCGUGCUAGCCAUCAAGUCGCGCGGCAUCAGGGACAACUACCGUGAGGCCACCUACAUUGGGCUGGCCAUCGGAGGAGCCAUCCCCAUCUGGCUGGGAUGGAUGCUAUGCGGCCUGGCCGUGGCCGAGCGGCACAAGGACGCUUGCGUGGCCUUCGGUCUGGUAGCCACAUCCGCCACGGUCUUCUUGGUGAUGUUCAUGCCCAAGGGCAGGCAACUGGCGGCCAUGGGCAAGGAGGGCCUGUACGUGGAGGACCGCGAGGAGCAGUUCAGUUCCCUGAGUCGCGCCGGUUCCGGCUACUCGCCCUCGUUCUUCCACUUCAAGCCCAUCAAGUACGGCGUGAUGAGCGGCUGCGGACUGCCCAACUCUGCAUCCAACACGGGCCAGGGACUCAGCUCCAAACACUGCUCCAGUGCCAACAAUGGAGGUGGCAUGUUUAUACGACCAGACGAAACGAAUCUUUACACCACGCUGGAGCCCACGUUGAGCAGCAAUCCGAAUGUGUACUUCCAGCGCAGCGGGGCCGUCCAUCCCGGCAUCCUGUACUGAGUAAUCCCGAGGAGAUCCCAAGGAGUGCCGAGCAUCGAGAACACUGGAACUGAGUAUUUUUUCUUAACUUUAAGGUACGGCUCCCAAGGAGCAGCAAUAAGAAAAUGAUAUUCCACGAUCAUUUCACAUAGUGUAAUAUUUUUGUCAUAACUGCUAAGAUCUUUGCAUCUAAGUUUAGUAGACUAAGGAUGGCCCCACCUGACCCUGGGAAUUUUGAUAUAUUCCUAUCGGUCGGUCAGAGGGUUCGUGGAAGUUCGUGGAUCUGCAGAAAGCAAGACCUACAUAUAGUUUAGCAAUAUCGACCAUCUACACUGGUUACAUUUUACACACUCGCUGUAGCAACGAUUCUAUCAAAUAAGUCCUUGAAGGCCUUGCGAUUCUUAAAUAAUUAUACCGAGUUAUUUCUGGCUUGUGAUUUAUUAAAGUAAAUUGUCCCUCAAAAGUUUUGAUAGCAUUCAAACAGCUCUACUGCUCUGAAAUAACUCAAGAACGCAGGGGCAAACCAUGUGGAUGAAAUAACUUGGCUCGAAUUUGCGUUAAGAGCUUUCAGCUCAAUUGUAAAGGCAGUGAGAAGUCCCUGGAAUCCACCUGACGCUCGUCGAGUAUAUUUGUACAGAUGUUUUGCCCCUGUGAACACACAUACUCCAGUAAGUAAUAGUAAUAGGCUUAAUACCCAUUUGACUAGCCAAGUAAAGCGAUCGCCUAAGCAAACACGAAAUGUUGUACAUACUGCAAUGGCCCCGAGCCACACACACACACACUCGGUGAGCAAGCCAAUCUCAAUAAAAGAAAAGAAGCCGAAUAACAACUCUCGAUUGCCGCACAGGAACAUCAGCAAUGAUGAUUACAAUUAACUAUAAUUGCAAAUUAUUCGCAUAACAAUGCCUAUUAACGCCUGCUUGUCCCACAGAGGGGUCUCUUCAGGAGGAGGACUCGAUAGGAUGGGAUGGUAAGGAAUAGGAUGGGAUGGGAUGGGAUCCAAGUGCGGGGAGGAUUAUUGGAUGCCGACGCGGCGCUACAUGUUUCAAAUAAUUUGUUAACGCCUUUCAGCCGGCGAUUGGUUUGGGUGCAGCUCGUCCGGAGCUGUAUUGGACAGCGGCUGUAUUGGAAUAGAUAAACGUUCGACGAUUAUCGUCUGGUUCUAAGUGCUCCAUGGAGCACUUCCCAUUGCAAGACGCGACGACGCCUCUGAGGACUUGACCCCAUAUAUGGCGUGAGGCGGUCAAGGGACUACCACUACCACUACCACCACCACUUCCACUUCUACUGACCAAGUCGAGUGCAUGCUGAGGGCGUGUUCGCCAGGAGGAUGCGAGGUGGAAGGAGCGCCUCCACUCCAUCCCCACAUUAAUUAAGUUCAACAAUGCGGUGCGGAUGGAGUGGCCAGGACGGAGUGGGCCAUGGCCAGCCAACAUUCCCGUCCACAUCUCCAGGCAGUCACAUCGUUCGCUCGUAUUAAUGACAUUUCUCACGAACAUUUUACCAGGGCAGUCAACACAAGGAGCUCUUGUCCAGCCGAAGGCACUGAGAUAAAUGCCUGGGCAACUUCACUUAUCCGCAAAGGGAUGCCAUUGGUGUGCUUUCAAUCACACUUUAUGGCAAUCAAAAGAUCUAAAUCCAAUUACGUUGCAAUCGUGUUUUCUGAUUAAUUAUGUUCGAAUAGAGUGAAAUCAUACUAUAUUGAUAGAUAUGUAACAUUAUAUAUAUAACAUAUAUAACAUAUAUAUAUUCCUGAUCAGUCGAGUCGAUAUUUUCAAGCAAGUAGUACAAAUGUUCUCAUUUGUUAUGGUUUUAAUUUAAUCAAAAUCGGAUGACUAGUCAUGUAGUUUUCAUAGAAACAGUCGGCAAAUUUAUUAAAUAUAAUACGAAAGAAAUAACAAUUUUGUAUCAAUUACUUAUUUUUUUAAGAAGAAUAAUUGAGGCAAAUCAGCUUCGGCUUGCCGUGGUUUGUAUACUUUCCUGUUUAACACAAUACAACAUUUAUUCUUAUUGAAUUACAUAAAAAUUAUACCCCUUUUUGUAAGCAUGAAAGAAAAAACUUUAGAAAUACUUUUUUCCAGCUUAAAAAUUAAAAAUUAAAAUAAUACAUACUUUUUCCAAGCUGAUGAGCUCUGUGAGUUUUAGACAUGCGGUUUGGACAGUGCACCCGCAGUCCGAUGACAGAAUCCCAGAAUCUGCUUCUCUCUUUGCAGCCGCCUGGCUUCAAUUAGGCGCGCCUUCAAAUCACAAGUCAAUCAAAGUUGUUAGAUUCGCCAUCCUCGUCGUCAUCGUCAUAGUCGUAGUCAGGGAGUCAUAGUCGUGGUCGGCUGGACUCGGACAUCGUGGUCCCGUCGCCUCACUGGUUGACAUCUCCUGACAUGGCACACAAUGUUGCAGGACCCAAACUGGGCAGCGGGACUGGGUUGUCAGGAAUCGGGAGUCGGGAGACGGGAUGCUGGAGCCCGGAGGCGGCAGCAUCAAUUACAACAUCCAUGACAAGCACAGCGUGAAAUGUUUGUACAUUUCUUGGCGGCGCUUCCGAGGGGACCAAUUAGCCCUAAGUGGGCAUUUCAAAUGGACUCUGGCAAUUAGCCAAAAUCGAAGCCAACAAUUUCAUCAUGGCUCAACCAGCGCCCUUUCUCGUCCACAUUGCUCAGGUCAGGCCCAUCAUCAUCGACAUCGCCACUAUCAUUAUCAUUAUCGAUCGUUAUCGAUCUGUCCAUCACAGCAAUUUAUUUGAUCAAUUCAUUGCCUAUGUCCGCUACCCAUGCCUACACCUACAUCCAUUCCUCUGGUCCUGCUCUUCUAUUUCCAUCCCAUUUUAUGGCCAUCCCUUACUCCCAGGGGCGUACCUCCCGACGUGCUAAUAGCGAUUUGGUAACGCUUUAUGGCAUAAUGUGUAUUAGGCAGCCAACACGAUGGCCAUCUAAUGCGGCUGCAGGCGAGCGAACAGAAUCCGCUGGAGAUGGACUUGGGAAAGCGAUGAUACCUGACGGACACUUGACACAAGCU